AUGAGAUUUAUACUACGAACACAAUCAUUAUCAUCUAUGGCAUCUACAAUCAAUGUUAAACAACUUGUUGAACAAAUGAAACAUCUUCUUCAAGAUUUAAAAUCAUGCCCGGUAACAGAUAAAUUGAUUACCAAUGAAGAAAAUAUUAUAAGAUUCCUUAAAGCACGUAGUUGGGACUUACAAUCUGCAGAAAAAAUGAUGCGUAAAGAUAUACAAUGGCGCCAAGAAUUUCGACCAGAUUUAACAGACUGUAAAAAUUGUCACAAUCAACCAGGAACUCAUAGUUUAAGACAGAUAGGAUUUGAUGAAGCUGGGCGUCCAAUUAUAUAUGCAUCAUUUUGUCAAGCUAUUUCAAAUAGAAACAUGUCAAAUGACGCAGUAACUCAUCUAAUAUAUACAAUUGAAAAUGCAAUCAAAAGUAUGAAGUCUGGUGUUACACAAUGGGUUUUUGUAAUUGAUUGCACUGAAAAUGUUUCUCAGAUGAAGGUAUUUUCCUGAGUUGUACAAUCUUAUUUAUGGGUGAUUUUAAUUAUACACAGGAAUGGCAUAUCAUCAAAUCAAACUACAAGAAAUAGUUAAAGACUUUCAAGUAUACAGUGUAAAAGGCCACAAAAAGGUAAAUACUGUUUGUAUUAGAAAUUUGUUCACAGUUGAAGCUAUAGAAAUUCAUUAUUUCCCAUCUAACUUCCAUAUACAAGAGAGUCAUUUUCAACCCCCUAUUUUCUCAUGGUUGUACCACCCAUCCUUAUUUCACAAAUCAUAAACAUUAAUAAUUAUCUUAUUAUUCUCUUUCUACUUCUUUGUAAAAUAAACAGCUGGCUUUUGUACAUAUUGUCUAAAUAAUUAUUUUCCACUACUUUUGAAACUAUUUCUUGAGCAUUUUUGAUCACUUCGCUAAAUGAUGUUGUGAGGAUGGCCCACGGGUGAACUCAAGAAAGCUCUAAGACGCUAAGAAAGAGCCAAACACGUUCCAUCCAAUCAUCUCCUGAAGAAACAUCCCAGGGACAUUCCCUAUUGAACAAAUGCUAAAAACCACUGUAUGCGAUUUGAAUGUCUAUAAUGAUAAUUUCGCUUUUACUAAAAACUAUAAUUAUCUGAGAGUUUUGUACCAUAUUUGAUACUGUUCGGAAUAACAUUCCCUCUCCCUCG
This is a messenger RNA of Schistosoma intercalatum, 1149 nucleotides long. Lineage: Eukaryota; Metazoa; Platyhelminthes; Trematoda; Strigeidida; Schistosomatidae. The record is from the annotation of a GenBank genome assembly.